UUGCGAGAGCCACGUUUUUGCCUCUGCGGCACAUUUAUCCCAAGCGAAAACCGACGUAAAAACUAACCAAAUAGGGUUGUUUUUUCGUUGGGAAGUAUCAGGGGAUGCUGCGUCUCCGUAUGUAUUAUAAAUUGGUUUAGCGAGGGGGGAGCGUCCGCUCGAUACGACAGUCGCGUCGCGCCGGCCAGUGUUGGCGGCUGUUCGUGUGUUCCACACUUUACUUGUGUUGUGUUGUGUUCGUGUUGUGUUGGAUCUUGGAUUGUGGGUGAGCUGAGGAUUAUGCUGCAUUGGAUAUAAGAUGUCGUAGCCAUGGAAGGCGAGAGCCCCGAGCCCUCGGGCUGGCUGCUGGUGCGCGUGCACGUGCCCGAGCUGAACGUGCAGAAGAGCCUCCAGUUCCCGCGCGACCAGCUCGUCUGGGACGUCAAGCAGCAGUGCCUUGCUGCUUUGCCCAAGGAGCUAAAGGAGAGCUUCAACUAUGGCCUGUUCUGCCCGCCAGUCAACGGCAAGGCGGGGAAGUUCCUGGACGAAGAGCGACGCCUCGGAGACUACCCGUUUAAUGGACCUGUUGGUUACCUCGAGUUAAAAUACAAGCGGCGCGUGUACAAGAUGCUGAAACUGGACGAGAAGACGCUGAAGGCGCUACACUCGCGCGCCAACCUGCGGCGGUUCCUCGAGCACGUGGCGCACGCGCAGAUCGACAAGCUCACCAAGGCCUGCGCCAAGGGGCUCGACCCCAACUUCCACUGCACCGAGACCGGAGAAACCCCUCUAACCAUCGCAGCGGGCCUAAAAUGCCCCGGAAAAGUCCUGAUCGCCCUCGUCAACGGCGGCGCGCUACUCGACUACCGGACGAAAGACGGCUCCACGGCCAUGCACAGAGCCGUGGAAAAGAACUCGUUAGAAGCCGUGAAGACAUUGCUAGAAUUAGGAGCGUCUCCGAACUAUAAAGAUGGGAAAGGAUUGACGCCUCUAUAUCUGUCGGUGACGAACAAGACGGAUCCGCUGCUCUGUGAGACGCUACUACAUGACCAUGCGACCAUCGGUGCUGCGGACUUGCAGGGGUGGCUGGAGGUUCAUCAGGCGUGUCGCAAUGGCCUAGUGCAACAUUUAGACCACCUUCUAUUCUACGGCGCCGACAUGAAUGGACGCAACGCGUCUGGCAACACACCCUUACACGUGUGCGCCGUCAACGCACAGGAUUCCUGUGCACGUCAGCUGCUGUUCCGUGGGUGCGACAAGGAAGCGCUUAAUUUUGCCAACCAGACACCCUACCAGGUGGCCGUGAUAGCUGGAAACCUCGAGCUGGCGGAGGUCAUCAAAAAGUACAGGGCCGAGGAAGUUGUGCCGUUCCGGGGCCCGCCUCGAUAUAACCCGCGGCGGCGCUCCGCCGCCUGGGGCUGGCUGGCGGGCGGCUGGCCGGGCGACCGCUCGUCCCUGGCCUCGUCUACGAGGAUCCCAGAGCUGGAGGCCAUGCUGAGACCACCCGUGGCCUCGCCCUGCUCCCUCGAACGACCAUUCUCCUCCGCUUCGUCCAGUAUCAGCGAUGCCUCGCAUCCGAGCCACGAAGAUGACGCGAGCAUACUUACAGAUAAGAGCGCGGACGUUAGCGACAUCAUCUCGGACUCGAGCGGCGUGGGCACGAACUCGGACACCACGUGCUCGCUGCAGGGCGCCGCCACGGCCGUGUGCCUGCAGCCCUACGAGCCGCAGCAGCCCGGGCAGCUCAGGCUCAACCAGGGUGAUAUCGUUGAAGUGACCGGCGCGACCGACGACGGGUUCCUGGAGGGCUGCGUGCGCGCAACCGGCGCCGCGGGGCUGUUCCCCGCCCACUGUGUACAAGAAGUGCGGUUGCGGCAGAACAAGAACGUCCAUCAGGCAUUACCAGCGGGCCCCAUCCACCACUCGCGAGUGAACGGACGGCGGGAAAUGCCUCUCAGCAAGACGUACAGCGCCACCGCACCGAGAAUAAAGAAAACUUACGGCAACGUGGAGACGCGCACAGUGGUGCUGCACCGCGCCCGGCGGGGCUUCGGCUUCGUGCUGCGCGGGGCCAAGGCGUCGUCGCCGCUCAUGGAGCUGCGGCCCUCGGAGCGCUGUCCCGGGCUGCAGUACCUGGACGACGUGGACGCGGGCGGCGUGGCGGACCGCGCCGGCCUCAAGAAGGGGGACUUUCUGAUCGCGAUAAACGGUGAAGACGUGUCGGCCGCGUCGCACGAACAUGUGGUGGAGCUGAUCCGCGGCUCGGGGGCGCUGGUGUCUAUGACCGUCGCUUCGUUGCAUUCCACUAACGGCAACGAACUCAAUACAUGCACAGUACCAACGAGCAAGUCACAAAGCCAGCUGUCGAGUUCCGGUCGCCCGUACGCCGCCACGCUGCCCAGGAAAGGUGCCGGAGGGCGCAGCCCCGCGCCGGCGCCGCCGCGGCGCGACCCGCGCACCACGCUCAGCGUGGGCCGCGCGCGCGCCAAGUCCAUGGUGGCCGGCCUCGAAAAUGGCGGCGAGAAAGAAGAGAACUGUGAGCCCCUUAGCGUGGCCGGCAAGUCCUCGUCGGCGGAGUCGGUGCAACACAGUAACAACGGCACACCGCAAUCCGGCACGCCAGUGGCGCCGCGCACGGCGUCCAUCCGGCAGCGUCCGGCGUCCGGCCGCAUCACCGCGGCGGAGUUAGAGGAGUUGUUCCAGAGACAAGCUGAUGCUGAUACCAUCGGCGGCAACAGCGCAAUGAUGACGCGAUCGGCGUUCCAGGGCGGGUCGGCGUCGCCGCCGUACUCGCCGGCGCGGCCGAAUCGUGUCUACACCUCCGUGGCGGAGAUGAAGCGCCGCGGAAAGCUGCUGAUCAAAUCGCAGGGAUCGCUGCGGCGCGAUUUCCACUCCACGCCCGACCUCGUGGCGGAGCACACCGCGCAGCCGCUGCGUACCCGCUCCAGCGAAGACGUACAUGGUCCGGGUCGCGUGCCGCCGCCGGCGCACCCGCCGCCGCCGCCGCCGGGCGCGCCGGCGUCGUCGUUCCGGCCGAGCGCCAGCGCCAAGCUCUACGCCUCCCCGCGCGACCUGGGGCCCGUCGCCUACCGCCAGGCCGCGCCCAACACGGUGCGCAAGUCGGCGUCGCUGCGGUCCUGGGCGGGCCCGGCGCGCGCGCACUCGGCCGAGGAGGCGGCGCACUACGCGCAGCCGUUCAACGCGCACGGCGUCGUGCGACAGAACUCUACGCCGGCGCCGCCGAUCCCGGAGCCCGACUACAGCAUGUCGGAGUCGGACGACGACGCGCCGAAGCCCAAGGAGCCCCCCGCCGAAACCAGCGCCAACAGCAACGCCAGCGGAAGCAGUUCAGGCUCCAGUUCUAUGCAGCACUCGUUCUCAGUGGACGAGAUCCAGAAGAUCCGGACGCGGCUGAAGUCGUCCAAAUCGUGCGGCGACGAGCUGUCGGCCGAGCGCGACGACGGUGACAACUCCUCGUCCGGCGUGUCGUCCGACCAGGAGGCGCAGGCGAAGCCGCCGCGACGCGACAAGGUGUCUUUCUGCAGCUCCGUUCAGGUGAAAUCGUCGAACGACGUGAUAAGCACGGAGCCGGUGCACAGCUCGUCGGAGAGCCUGGCGACGCCGCCGGCCAUGCAGCGGCACAACUCGCUGACGCGCAAGCGGGCCACGGCGGCGUUACUGCGCGGCACCAUAGGUCGCGGCAAGUCGGCGGCGGAGCGGCUGGGCGUGGACCCGGAGAAGGCGCCGGGGCGGCGGGGGCGCGCGGCGGUGUCGCUGGCCGCGCUGCCGCCGCCGCCCGAGGAGCCGGCCGGCGCGCCCGACGCCGCGCCCGUGCUGGCGCCGCCGCCGCAGUUCAGCGACCGGGUGCGCGUCGUCGCCGCCGUGCCCAAGCGGGCCCAUCUCGAGUAGACGGCGCCGCCGACGGGAGGGUGCUUCUUGUCGGACGUGGCCUCGUUUAGUUAAUCCCGGGCGGAUUUAACCGUGCCGAUUUUGACGGACCUAAGUUUUUUAAACCCCUUAAAACGGCUGAGAUUAAAGACAUAAAUCUAGUUAAAGGUUUUGUCUUCUUGGGAUUUUCUAUGUACGAGCCUCCUGUCUGAUGGAUGGAGCAUCUUUACUCCGACUGUGGCUCUAAAGUUUUGUGUAGGCCCAGGCCUACCUGUGCAUCGUAGCACACCAGACGAGAUGUAACAAUAUCUUACCUGCCGGUCUCGUUUUAGGAUGAGACCAUAAUGGUGGUUAGAACCGCAACUAGUCUGGUAUGGUGCGACCGACAAAUCUUAUGAAUAGGCGUUCGAGAGUAUUUCUAAUCUUACCUUCGUAGGCUCUCGACGACACUACAGGUAUAGCGGUGUAGGGUAGCCUCGGUAGUACGAUAGGACCGUCGAUCGAGCUCACAUUGAGUCUUAUAGUGCCAAAUACAAGGUUUCUUGUCGCAAUCUUUGUAUCUGUGUAAGGAAAUCAUUUCAGCUUUGCCUUUAUAAAUUACAAGACAUCUUAUUUCGUGCACAUUUAUUGGUGUCUUCUGUGCUCCGUGCGGUUAAAUCUCAAAUUAUCAGUGUGUGCGUUGGUGUGCAAACUUUUAAUGUAGUUUACAACACACUCAUGCGCCGUACGAAAACAUAUACAUAUUUAAAAGGCAAAGUUGAAAUGAUAUUCACCUGAGUAUGUACCUAUACAUAAUUGUAUUUCAACUUACAUACUUACGUAUAGUCGCACGCAACGCGCGCAGAUUUUAUCCAUAAAAUUCUUUUGCAAAUGAAAUGUUAUUGUAAGCAGAACUUUUGUAAGCAAACGACUAAAAUGAAACCAAAGAAUUAUAGUAUUUAUUGUUGAGGAGUUACAUUGAUACCUAUAGUUGAAACUAAUUUUUAUACAUUCCCUUAUUAUUAACCAGUAGGUGUAAAAUUUCAAUGUUUAUAUAUAGUAAAUCGGUUUUAUUUCAUUGUUAUCUUUGUUCUUAAUCCUCCGACGUGUCAAAUUUGAAAUUACGGUUCGUAUUCUCUGUACAUUAGUUUUAUUUGUAUAUUUAUUUCCUAGCCUUCUUAACAUUACAACCAAGUGCCAUCGUGUCUAUGAUUUUAAAAGUAUUUUUAUAUAUAUUACUGUAAAUAUUUAAUGAGAGCUAAUCCUUAAGUUUAAAAGAGUGGACUAGCGAGAUUAUUUAUACAAAGGUAUCCGGCCAGCUGAGAAUAUAAAUAUUUAUGAAAUAAACAUGAUAUUUAUGAACAUAUUCGUAUAUUUUAAAAUAAUAUAAACCGCGCUGUGUUAAUAUGAAACGACAUUAUUAAAAAAAUAUAUGUAAGUCUGUUCUCACUAGUUCUAAUUUUGUCAGAACUAGUUCGAUUUUUUCCAGUAGUUCUAAGGACAAAUAUUUAUUUUGGUCAUGCUAGUGAUUAUUUCUUAUAAGCCGUUUAUUGUAGUUUUAUCAUUUAAAGUAUUUAAACGAUGCUCAUUUAACAUUACUACUACGAAAAUAGUCCCACAUCUUCCCCGGUUACUUUAAUUCAGUUUGACCGUCAUAUUUAUCAUCGUAAGUCCCCGCGUACGUGUACAAGUACAAAUUAAAUUCGAGUUAUGAACUGUUAUAAAAUAAAGUUCCAAAUUCAAAAGCGCAAAAAUUGAUCUUACGAGGUUAAAAGAACUACUGAGAAUAAAAAAUCCCAUCUAGUUCUAAUAAAAUGAGUGGGAACAGACUUGAUUCUAUUCGUCCGGCCUGGCUCCCCGCCUGCGUCCAACAUAUAUUAUUAUAUUCUACAACAUAUGAUAUAUUAUAAUAUGCAACAUAACAUAUUAUAUCCACGGCUAGUCUGCUCUUUUGACGCCAUGUGUGGGUGCUUGCUCCCGCUUGCCCCCCGACGUAGUUCCAUCCGUUCCAUUAUUGUACAUUUUGUAACGAACCCGUUUAGAUAUCUGUAGAUAUAACCUCUACGAACCUCGGCACCUAUUCCACUACAACACAACAACAUCAUUAUGUAUUUAUAAUAGGGAAUAUUACGAAAAACUCUGCGUAGGGGUCGCUAGCACAAACAGUAAACUAAUCGCCUUGAAGCAUCAAUGUCAUAUUUUUUCGUAACAAAUCUGUGAAAACUUGUCAAAAACUGUUUACGGCAUAGUAAACACCUACUCUGUGGUUUACGGUUUGUGCCAGUGCUGCACUCUGGCGGCAGAACAUUGCAGUAAUAUUCCCUAUUGUCAUUGUCAUGGAAUUUUCUAGGACUAGUAAAAUGAAUAAAACCUCACCACAUACAUUGUAACGCGAAGUCUAAUUUUCUUUAUAUAAAUACUAAAUGGUUAAAUGUAUGAAUUAUACGAGAGAGUGGAAAAGGUGCUGUGGAAGGGUUUAAGUAUAAUGUGUGUUAUAGUUGGCCGCACAUAUGUUAUGGCGGCACAUCGAAAUAUAACACCAAUGAGUUUACAUGUGUUUACAUUGCUAUAACUUCGCCUACAAAUAGUCAUGGCGAAUCUCUUUACAAAUAUAAAACUGACAUUUAGAAAAAUCUUCUUAAUAAGAAAAACUAAUGUGCAAUUUCUUAGCCUUAUUUUAUGCAAUUACAAUGUCGAAACUAUUCGUCUGCCUUAUAUUUGUAAAAGAGAAAACGACGUUCUUAAAUACUGCCUAAUAAUUUAGUGCAAUAUGUGCAGCUAAAAAGAGCGUUAUGUUAAGCGAGCAGAGUUUAUAUUGCGUUGUCAAGUUUCGUUUAACGUUCGCCUGUCUCGGUAGCGUAGAAUUAAUAAAAUCAUUAUAGUUCUCUGUCGGUGUUAUAUAUCGUAAUCGAUUGGAAAUUAUAGCCCUUAUGGACCAGAGCAUAAGAACUUUUAAUUUCCAUUUAUAUUUUAACUGUUCGAUAGAAGAACUUCGAUGAAAUGGUGUUCGGUGAACUAUGUAAAGAAUAGUGCGUGCGAGCCUUUCUUGUAUGUUCGUAGCUUUGUAAUAGAGCCCAGCGGCUAAUACUAUUAGCUCGGGCUCUAUUAGAAACCUACAUAUCUGACCUUUCGUAUUUUUUUUUAUAUGUCUGUAAAAUAUCUGGCCGAGGAAAUUCUAUAAUAUUUUUCCAAAAAACCCAUACAUAUUCCAAUUGUAAUGAUUAAUUUGAAGACAAGUCGCAUUUUCCGAAAGUCAAAUCUAUUUCGAACCUUAAAUCUGAUUGUUAAGGUUGAAAUUCUACUGGCGCGUAUGUGGUCGAUAGAUCUACUAUGCCUGAAAAAGGGUUUAGUUUAACCCUUUACCAGACUAAGAGAUAUUUCCCACGUACGGCACUACAUGUGUUCUAUUUUCUGUCAUGUUUGAACUGUCAGCCCCUCGCCACUAUAGUUACAUACAUCACGGACAUCUUCUAUUCUAUUCUAGUUAAUUCUAGCUGGCGACGUAGCGUCGGACGGGUUAUAGCCUCCAUUGUAUUAUUAGCACAAUUUAUUGUUCAUUAUUUCGUUAUAAUCGUCUUGUCAUUAUUUUAAGUUGUAUAAAUGUAUUUUCUACUUAAGAUAUAGCUAGGUAGUGGUAAUUAUAUUAGGGCAAUAUUUGAUUGUAGGAUAAAAGCAUAGGGCGGUCCUACCAAUGGAGAAAUACUCGCUCCUUUCUCGCUUGGGAUGAUCGAGCGAGAAUCGUGCGACUUUCACCCGUGGUAGUUCCGAAAGUAAUUUUGUAUAAUACCAUCGUGUUUUGCGUUUCAUUUGAAUCUCAGUAUCGGACGUAUAAUUACAAUUUGGUAUACUUUCAAAUGAAAAAUUAAAUGUUUCAUCACUA
This is a messenger RNA of Cydia fagiglandana, 7726 nucleotides long. RefSeq names its product SH3 and multiple ankyrin repeat domains protein 2 (gene Prosap). Gene Ontology annotation, molecular function: synaptic receptor adaptor activity; ionotropic glutamate receptor binding. The record is from RefSeq and is a predicted model, not a curated record. The coding region runs from base 310 to 3888 and encodes 1192 amino acids. Gene Ontology annotation, cellular component: postsynaptic membrane; postsynaptic density; dendritic spine. The transcript has 23 exons. Lineage: Eukaryota; Metazoa; Arthropoda; Insecta; Lepidoptera; Tortricidae.